Molecule: messenger RNA, 3308 nt
Organism: Perca fluviatilis (European perch)
Lineage: Eukaryota; Metazoa; Chordata; Actinopteri; Perciformes; Percidae
Product: hormonally up-regulated neu tumor-associated kinase homolog
Exons: 11
Coding region: 296-2644 (782 amino acids)
Biological process (GO): intracellular signal transduction; protein phosphorylation
Cellular component (GO): cytoplasm
Molecular function (GO): ATP binding; protein serine/threonine kinase activity
Source: RefSeq, a predicted model, not a curated record
GUUUGUUAAAAGGUAACAUAACAGAAGAAGGAAAGCGGAGUCUUCCGUAAGACAGUCUGGACUUAAGGAUAUACUUACCUGAGGAGGAUAACAAAUCUGCCUCUGAGGACACGCACCUGCUCCUGAAGAAGAAUUUUUUUCAGCAGCAUUCUCCUUUCCUCAAUUAACCAGUGUGUGUGUGUGUUAGUAUGUUUGUUCUGGGUGGGCUGUCCUGUUUUGGGAUUUGAUUGUGUGUGUGUGUGUGUGUGUGUGUGUGUGAGAGAGGUGGCCACAUGGGGCCCUGGCCCUGUCUGGGAUGCCAGCUGCAGCAUUGAAGUCCACUCCGGAGGACAUGGUGGCAGAGGGAGGGGACGAAGAAGAGCGCGGCACGUCCCAGUGGGAAGCUUCGGGGCCGGGCCGGGAGAGGCUGCCUCUGCCUUCUCUGAAGGUCCCCAGGGAGCUGCUGCGGAGCUUCCCCCACUCCAAACGGGUGGGAUCCUAUCUGGUGGGGAAAAUGAUCAACAAGGGAUCGUUUGCCAAAGUGAUGGAGGGGCUGCACAUCGGCACGGGGGAAAAGGUGGCCAUUAAGGUGAUCGACAAGAAGAAAGCGCGGCAAGAUUCCUAUGUGCUGAAGAACAUGAAGAGAGAACCUCGAAUUCAUCAGAUGGUCCGACAUCCUCACAUUGUAGUACUGCUGGAGACUCUGGAGACAGAGAACAGCUACUACAUGGCCAUGGAGCUCUGUGCUGGAGGAGACCUGAUGGACAGGAUCUGUGAGAGGAAGAGGCUGGAGGAGAGGGAGGUGCGGCGCUACACUCGUCAGAUCCUCUCUGCAGUGGAACACCUGCACAAACACGGCAUUGUACACAGAGAUUUAAAGAUUGAAAACUUCCUGCUGGAUGAACAUAACAACAUAAAGAUUGUGGACUUUGGCCUGAGUAACACUCUGAAGGCUGAAUCGUUGUCUCUGGAGCUCCUCAACACCCAGUGUGGAAGUCCUGCCUACGCGGCCCCUGAGCUGCUGGCUCACAGGAAGUAUGGACCCAAAGUGGACGUCUGGUCUGUAGGUGUGAGUAUGUUUGCCAUGCUGACAGGGACUCUGCCUUUCACUGUUGAGCCUUUCAACAUCAAACACCUGCACCAGAAAAUGGUCAACGGAGAGAUCAGCAGCAUCCCCGGUGACGUCAGCAAAGGUGCAGUGGCAUUUGUAUUGUCUCUCCUGGAGCCAGACCCAGCUAAGAGACCGAGUGUCAGCGCUGCGAUGGAGGAGAGGUGGAUCAACGAGGGAUACGCCAAGAAACCACUACACACACUCUCUCAUAAAAACAGGUUGUGCCCAGAGGAUCUCAACUCGUCUGUGCUGGCAUACAUGAAAGAGAUGCUGGGCUACUCCCUCUCUGAAAUCAUACACACACUCACCAUCAACCGACCCUCCGCCAUCAUGGCCUCUUAUCACCUGCUGCUCAACAAACUCAGCAGGACCCAGAAGGGAGCCAAGGCCAGCAAGAAACCAGAGAGCAAUGACUUGAGUCUUCCAAGCAAGAACACAUGGAGAGAGAAGCAUACCACUGAAUCAAAGACCCAGCAACAGAAUGAACCACCCAAUCAAAAAAGCUCAAAGCAGUCCAGCAGGCCUCUGAGAGCCCAACAGACAAGUAUAUGUCAGAGCAACAGGAAGAGACCCGAGGACCUGCACAGAAAGGACCACAGGGAGAACGCAGAGAACCGUCCUCCAUCUCCAUCUCUACCUCAGCUUCCUCUCUCUGCCUCCCCCUCAAUCCCCCCUCGCCUUCCCUCACCCUCUCUCGCUCCUCUGUCUGCAGAGGAUGAGGAGAUCCCCAUCACCUUGGACACCACAGAGACGCUGUUUCCUGAAGUGUCAGUGUUCAGGGACCGGGAGCUCGUCCAUCUUCCUCCUCCUAAAAGCUCUGCGUCUCAACUCUGUGACUCCGCCCCUUGCCAAGUCCCCUUGCCCGCUGAGCCAAUCCGAGACAGCAGCACGUCGAGGCUGAUCCGCCACGCACACCUGCUCAGGACAACUCAAUCAGACGGGGCGGCAGACCCUGGGUCAGACUGCUUCCAUGACAACCGCCACCAGGACGACCACUCUCAUCACCUGAGCAUCAACGAGCGUCUGGAGAAGCUGCAGACAUUUUAUUCCUCAGAGAAGAACGGCAUCUCUCCCAGAAUGCUCCUGGAGGCCGACGCACACGCCACGCACUCCCCAGACAGAGACCACCUGGGCACCAUGUCACCCUCUGCCCCACUGCCCCGCCUGCGCAACGUGGGGCUAAAAGACGGUCGAGGCAGUAAGAUGACAUGGGUAGGGUUGACCCGACCUGGGCCCCCAGGACUCCUGGUGAACAGGUCCAAACCCCCCGCAUUCCCCUCGCAGAGACAACAUACUUUGGUCAUUAAGAGCCUCAGGCAGGAGAGGGGUAAGAGAAGGGAUCUGUCGGCAGCAGCAGCAGGAGGAGGAGGAGGAGGAGGAGGAGGAGGGGAGAGAGGGACAGCAGGAGGAGGGCUGAAUGGAGCAAAGAGGAACUCAGUUCAGUUACGUUCAUCUCUCCAGCAUCGGGCGGCGGACCUGAAUCUACCGCUGCUUCCUGCAGCCCUGCAGGGGAAGACAGAUAGGAAGAACCAGCUACACAGCAUGGACUACUGAUACACAGAUGUCAGGACACAAUAGAGAGGCAGUGAUAGUGGCCAGAAAAAGGUGCGAAUAGAAGAUAGGACUGAAGCUAGUGAUAUAUUUAGAAGGCAGAUUAGCAAUGACGAAAUACUGACCUGUGUUGAAACAGUGGCAAUAUAAAGGUGAAUGGAAGAGAAGAAGGAUUAUUAGGCGUGGAUGGUGUUAAAAUACUGAGUAAAGCAGUUUAGAACAUGUGCAUAGAAAUUCUGAGGAACAGGUGUAAACAGCAGCUGGAAAGAAAAUGCUAAAGCUAUUAUUCUCCACUGUUCCAUUCAUGCCUUGCUCACCAACCAGACUCUUUCCCAAACAAACAACAUACACAAACAAUACGCAUCCUUUUUAUGCUGCAGUGCCAAAAAAGUCUAACUCUAAGCUCAUCAAUUUACUGUAAAUUUAGCCUUUGGUAGCAAGGCUUUGGUCUAGUUACUGUUGACCAUUUUCCUCUGUAAUUUCAUGUUCAUCUCCACCCAUCACAAUGUGAAGUGCAGAAUGCCCACAGGCAUAUGGUUCUAUUUGUAUUUACUGUACUUAAAUACAUUUUGUACUAACAUUGAAAGUCAAAGUAAAAAAAGUCUUAACUCUACCUUAACUUCUGGUUAUGUGUCUUUGUGGCAAGUUUUUUGCAAAGUUAUUGCUC